Molecule: messenger RNA, 1536 nt
Organism: Oxyura jamaicensis (ruddy duck)
Lineage: Eukaryota; Metazoa; Chordata; Aves; Anseriformes; Anatidae
Gene: NSMCE4A
Product: NSE4 homolog A, SMC5-SMC6 complex component
Exons: 13
Coding region: 128-1288 (386 amino acids)
Biological process (GO): DNA repair
Cellular component (GO): nucleus; Smc5-Smc6 complex
Source: RefSeq, a predicted model, not a curated record
GUGCCGCUCUGUCAGUGAACCAGCGAGGGGCGGGAAGCCGCCGCCGCCCGUUGCUCCCUCAAGCUCGAGCCGCGGCCGCCAUUUGCCGCCGCCGCCCGCGGGCUCGGCCCCUGCCCAGCGGGCGGCGAUGUCGGAGGCGGGCGGAAGCGGCGAGCUGCCCUCCCGGCGGAGUUCCGGCUCGGGCUCCAGCCGCCUCUCGCUGCCCCCCGACUCCCACAACGGCUCCGCGUCGCAGCGCAGGCAGCGGCGGCUCUCCGGCGGGCUGGGCUGGCCGCCGGCCGUCGGGGAAGACGAGGAGGAGGAGGAAGAGGAGGGAGGAGAGGGGCUGCGGGAGUCGGAGGGCCGCGAGGACGAGCGCAGCAGGAGGAUGAUCCGCAACCAGUACCGGGAGCUGAUCUGCAGCGUGCAGCAAAAUCGUGAGGAUAUGCUGAGUUCAAAAAGCAACAGACUGACAGAAGCCUUGGAAGAAGCCAAUAAACUGUUCAGUGGAGUUUCUUGUGCACGAGAGGCUGCGCUGGAUGCCCAAUUUCUCGUCUUAGCAUCAAAUCUAGGAAAGGAGAAAGCUAAUGAGUUGCGCUCAGAGAUGACAACAUUUGAUUCGCUAACGUUUGCAGAAGACUUGCUAACAUUCAUGGGUAUAAAUCGUAUCGAAGUCGAUGGAAAUGAUAGCGAUACCGAGAACAUUUCAGCUGGCUAUUUACCUAGUAAUGCCUGGCAUAAGCUGGGAGAAGAAGCAGAAAAGUACUUCAGAAGAGCACCUUCUUUUCACUACAUGUUGGGAUCUUUCAAGUCUGAUCCUCCUGUACCAAGGCAACGGAUUGAGAGGCAGAAAAAGGCUGCAGGAGGAGAACUAAAACGGGCAAUGCCUGCUCAGCUAAAAAAAAUGGAGGAGUCUCAUCAGGAAGCUACAGAAAAAGAAGUAGAGAGGAUCUUGGGAUUAUUACAGACUCACUUUAAAAAUGAUCCUUGUACACCUAUUUUCUUCUUCGAUCUUGUGAUUGAUCCAAACUCUUUUGCACGCACUGUGGAAAACAUCUUCCAUGUGUCCUUCAUCAUAAGGGAUGGUCUUGCAAGAUUAAAGCUGGAUGAUGAUAAAUUGCCAGUAAUAGAGCCCAUAAAAGAAAAUGAAGGAAGAAAGGAUGAUGACCACAGUAAUCGAGCAAGGAACCAAGUUGUCAUUUCCCUGAGCCGUCAAGAAUGGAAGGACAUUGUAGAAACGUUUGAAAUAACAGAACCCAUGAUCAGCCCUCCUGCCUAUAGUAAUGAAGAUGAAAUGGAGAUAGCUUAAUUCUUCAAGUGCCUUAAAGAAAAAUAUUUUAAACUGUUACCUUCAAAUAAGAUUUUAUAUGUAUAUAUUGUAAUAUUAAAUUUAUUUUCAUUGGAACAUUCUGGUACUUUAUAUAAGCUGUAUUGUUUUCACAUGACACAGUUACCGUAACCUUUCAAUUUAUUAUGGCUCUAUUUAUGGCUUUCUGUAAACUUUACUGACACUUCCAAAAGCUUUCAUAAAAAUGAAAUGCUGCCCCCCUUCUUUCA